This is a messenger RNA of Pyrgilauda ruficollis (rufous-necked snowfinch), 2178 nucleotides long. It is a transcript of the gene COLEC10, whose product is annotated as collectin subfamily member 10. The transcript is spliced from 6 exons. The coding region runs from base 74 to 907 and encodes 277 amino acids. NCBI's taxonomy places the organism in Eukaryota, Metazoa, Chordata, Aves, Passeriformes, Passeridae. The record is from RefSeq and is a predicted model, not a curated record.
AGCAUUUAUUUUUGAGUCAGCUGCAUUUCUUAAGACUGUAACAACGAAAGGCAUUUCCUGAGAAACUCCAAGGAUGAGCAGCAAGAAAGAACAACAGCUAACGAAAUAUGGGACCCUUGUAGUGUUUUUUAUCCUGCAAGUUCAGAUUUUUGGUUUUGAUGUUGAUAAUCGACCCACAACAGAUGUCUGCUCUACACACACAAUUUUACCUGGACCAAAAGGGGAUGAAGGUGAAAAGGGAGACAGAGGAGAAGUAGGCAAACAAGGAAAGGUUGGACCAAAAGGACCAAAAGGAAACAAAGGACCAGUGGGCGAUAUUGGUGACCAGGGAAUGCUUGGUAAAAUUGGUCCAAUUGGUGGAAAGGGUGACAAAGGAGCCAAAGGCUUACCAGGGGUUUCAGGAAAAAAAGGAAAAGCAGGCACGGUCUGUGACUGUGGAAGAUACCGCAGAUUUGUUGGACAACUGAAUAUCAAUGUUGCUCGUCUUAACACAUCCAUCAAGUUCGUGAAGAAUGUUAUAGCAGGUAUCAGGGAGACAGAUGAGAAAUUCUAUUACAUUGUGAAAGAAGAGAAGAAUUACAGAGAAGCCUUGAUCCACUGCAGGGACAGAGGAGGAUCACUGGCCAUGCCUAAAGAUGAGGCAACAAAUGCCUUGAUUGCUGACUACAUCUCCAACAGCGGCCUGUUCCGAGCCUUCAUUGGGCUGAAUGACAUGGAAAGAGAAGGACAGUUUGUGUAUGCAGACAACAGCCCACUGCAGAACUACAGUAACUGGAAGCAAGGGGAGCCUCAUGACCCAGCUGGUCACGAGGACUGUGUGGAAAUGCUCAGCACAGGAGAGUGGAAUGACUCUGAGUGCCAAGUCACCAUCUACUUCGUCUGUGAAUUCCUCAAGAAGAGGAAAUAAAAGAGCCAGAGAAUGUGCCUGGCACCUGCUGUACAUACAAUAACCCAUCCUUAUUCAUUUAUGGUAGGCAGAGUAAAUUAAGGACAGGAAACCAGGAACAGGGCUCAACCCAGCCUUCACAUCACUGGGCUAAGCAAGAGUAACUACUGUUUAGUCAUCAGUAACCGUAAAGUCAGCACGGGUCUGCAGGGGGCAUCCAGACAGUUGUGAAUUUUUAUUUCAUUUCUACAUGCAUUUUAGGGUUGGUAUUUCUGUGUAAUUUAGGGGUAAAUUUAGAGCAUGCAGAAGUGAAUAUAAUUUCACCAGUUCCAGAAAUAGUAAGAUCAUUGGUAUAGGAAGUACUGAUGUGGUUUGUGAAGUCCACAGAUGGAAAGAGCAUGACCUUCAUUAAUCUCUGACUUGCAUAGGGAGUCCUAGUAAUUUCCCUUAUGACUUCAGAGCUCAAAGUAAAGGUUUUAAGUAUCUCUUGAAAAAAAUCCUUCUUUUGUUAGAAUCAUAAUUUGAGAUGGAAGGUAUCUCUUGAGGUCAUUUGGUUAAAUCUUGCAUGCAAAGUAGAACCAACUUCAAACUUAGAAGUUGUUAUACCCUCGUUAAUUUGGCUGUGGAAUUAUAUUGCCUGAUAGACGUUUAUCUGGUCUUCUGCAAAGCCUUUGACACGGUUCCCUACAAUAACAUUCUCUUUAAAUUGGAGAGAUGGAUUCAUUGGGUACACUGUAAGGUGGAUAAACAACUGGUUAGAUGGUCGCAUCCAGAGGGUGUUGGUCAAUGGCUCAGAGUCCCAAUGGACAUCAGUGACAAGGGAUGUCCCUCAGGGAUCUGUACUGGGACCAGCACUAUUUAAUAUCUUCAUUGUUGACAUAGACAAAGGCAUGAAGUGCACCCUCAGCACAUUUGCAGAUGGCACCCAGCUGAGUGAUGCAGUUCACACACCUGAAGGGUGGGAUGCCACUCAGAGGGAUUUGGAUGCCAUGAGGGAAGUGGCCCAUGGGAACAUUAUGAGGUUUAACAAGACCAAGUGCAGUGUGCUGCACUUGAGUUGGGGCAACCCCUGGAAUCAGCCCAGGCGAGGGAUGAAGCCCUGCCCAGCAGGAUUGGGGGUGCUGGUGGAUGGGAGGCUGGACGUGAGCCAUCAAUGUGCACUCACAGGCCAGAAAGCCAAACAGGUCCUGGGCUGCAUCCAAAGCCCUGUGAUUCUGCCCCUCUACUUUGCUCUGGUGAGGCCCCACCUGCAGUGCUGUGUCAGUUCUGGGGUCCCCAGCACAGAAAGGCUA